GUGCCCUCUAAGAUAGGCACAAGACAAAUAAAAAGGGAAGUUAGUGUGAAAUGAGGGAAAGGAAAGAGGCACAGCUAAUGGCAUAUAUUCCCUCCCCAAUACAGCCCCACCAAUGUUUCCAGAUAUGGAGUGAGAUCAUAGGACAGCCCAACAACUCCAAAAUUUAUAAAAGAGAAACUCCAUCUGCCGCAUAUUGAAAGCAUGGUUUCUACUAAAAAAGGAUCAAAAACCACGUAUGAAAUUCAGUUUCCUGCCUGCCUCUCUUACAUAAACUUGGUUCUUCAAAAUACUCAAAAUCAAAGAAUGAAUUUGGUUCUCUCUACUGAUGCAAAGCCUAGGCUAAAGUGGACACCUGAACUUCAUCAAAGAUUUGUUGAUGCAGUCAAUCAACUUGGAGGGCCAGACAAAGCAACACCAAAGAGUGUGAUGAGGGUCAUGGGGAUUCCUGGACUCACUUUGUAUCAUCUUAAAAGCCAUUUACAGAAAUACAGGCUGGGGAAAAGCCUUGGGGAUAAUACAGAUUACAAAGAGAUGCAGAGCAGUAAUGGGAAUUUCAUUAGGGACACAAGUGAUGGAAUUCACGGGCAUAUGAAUGACUUGCAGAUCCCUCAGGCUCUCCAAAUGCAGAUGGAAGUACAACAGAAGCUUAAUGAACAGAUUGAGGUCCAGAGACAUUUACAGCUAAGAAUUGAAGCUCAAGGAAAGUACUUGCAAACAGUAUUAAAGAAAGCACAAGAAACACUGGCUGGAUAUAGCUCCUCUUCUGCUGGUGCAGAACUUGCUAGAGCUGAACUCUCUCAACUGGUCUCAAUGGUUAACACUGGCUGCACAAGUUCUUCGUUUUCGGAACUAACCGAAGUAGGAGGUUCAAGCAUAAUAGAAAGAAAACCAAUGAGGGGUACUAUAUGUUCCAUGGGGAGCUCACUGACAUCUUCAGAAAGCUCAGGGCGAAAUGACAAGGCACCUCUGGAAAAUGGGAAUAUUUGUACCCAGAAUGUUGAAUUUUCCUUAAUGGAUAUUCACCCAGAAAAAAAGCCUUUAAUUAGUUGUGCAAGCAAUCAAGCUAACGGAAAGAAAAGAAGUGUGAGUAAGGUUUCUGAUGGUGUAUGUGUUGAACAACCACUAGCUAAAAGGUUAGAGCUUCCUGAAGAAGAAACUGGUGGUUGUUUAAGAAAGUCCGGAUUCUUGGAAUUAUUUGAUCUCAACAGCCAAUGCCACAAUGACAUCGAAUCGGGUCCAAAAGCAAUAGACUUGAACUGCAGGGAAUAGAUCAGCUCAAUGGGCAUGGUUUGGAACUUUUUAAUGCGUGGUUGUUAGUAAUAUAGUCUAAGCAGCAAAUUUGGUUAUAUUUAGAACCAAUCUUCUGUGCAUAAACCAUGAAUAUUGUUAUCUGUAUUGAACUUCAAGAACUUUUUAAAAGACUAUUGAUAUCAAAGGAAGGCAUGAUGUUAUAUGCUGUAGAGACAACCCGUCCUUUAUUCUCUCUUGUAACUCGGAAACUUAAAUUUCUGGUGAUCGAGUCAAUCACCAAGUUUCCUGAA
This is a messenger RNA of Gossypium raimondii (Peruvian cotton), 1541 nucleotides long. RefSeq lists its product as hypothetical. The record is from RefSeq and is a predicted model, not a curated record. NCBI's taxonomy places the organism in Eukaryota, Viridiplantae, Streptophyta, Magnoliopsida, Malvales, Malvaceae. The transcript has 6 exons. Gene Ontology annotation, molecular function: DNA binding; DNA-binding transcription factor activity. Bases 202 to 1269 code for a protein of 355 amino acids.